AUGAUCCCCACCAUUAGAAGCUCAGUCUUACGUGGAGUUAGAUACUCUCAUCAUGCCGCCAACACUGUCGUUCCUCCCGUUAGAGGUUUUGUUCAAGACGUCCCUACCUUCAUGAAGGCUAUUGGUCGUAGUUGUGAGGAUGUUGCUGGCAAGUUUGAGGUAAUGAUUAGUCGACACUGCGAAGUUGGGACAUACUGA
Molecule: messenger RNA, 198 nt
Organism: Mucor mucedo
Lineage: Eukaryota; Fungi; Mucoromycota; Mucoromycetes; Mucorales; Mucoraceae
Exons: 2
Coding region: 1-198 (65 amino acids)
Source: RefSeq, a predicted model, not a curated record